AUGCCUGCCAUUCUGGUCGCCUCGAAGAUGAAGUCGGAACUGCCCAAGCCGGUGCACAGUGCCCUUCCCAUGCCUCAGCACCCGUCCAAGACGGGCACGCUACCCGCCGCCGGCAAGCCGAAGGCUACCCCGGGCAGCCAGAGCGCCCACAGGACCCUCCAGCGGAACCAGAGCCUUGGCACGGGCACCACAGGCGCCCCGGCGAAGAAGACCCCCGCAUCCAAAGGCAGCUCCACCGACCCUCAGAUUUACACAGACUGGGCGAACCACUACUUGGCUAAAUCGGGCAACCAGCGCCUCAUCAAGGACCUCCAGCAGGAUGUGGCAGACGGAGUUCUGCUGGCUGAGAUCAUCCAGGUCGUGGCAAAUGAGAAGAUUCAAGACAUCAAUGGAUAUCCGCAGAGCCGCUCUCAAAUGAUUGGAAACAUUGAGGCUUGUCUGGGUUUUCUGGCUGAUAAAGGGGUGAACAUUAAGGGACUCUGUGCAGAAGAGAUCCGUAAUGGGAAUCUGAAGGCCAUCCUCGGCCUGUUCUUUAGCUUGUCGCGCUAUAAGCAGCAGCAGAACCAGACCCAAAAGCCCACCGCUCAGACCCAGCGGCCUCACAGCCCUGCCCAACCGCCGCUCACCAAUGCUGGGCAGACUCAGCAGGGGACCCCCUGCCCCAUCCACAGCCACCAGGGCCCCACCAGUCCUGCUCUGAAAGCUCACACAGACAUGACAUCCAGGCUACCUGGCCUAUCAGCGCGGGCUGGAGAGGGGAGGCUGCGUGGGGCCAGUGGGGCGGGCAACCGACGCAGCCAGAGCUUCAAUCACUUCGACAAGGCCAGACCCCCCCUCAGCACCCCCACCACCACCACCACCAGCAGCAGCAGCAGCCAUGACAGAGGUGAGGGGGGCAUGGAGGUGUGGGUCUAA
Messenger RNA from Sardina pilchardus (European sardine), 915 nucleotides. Its product is annotated as neuron navigator 2-like. Lineage: Eukaryota; Metazoa; Chordata; Actinopteri; Clupeiformes; Clupeidae. Bases 1 to 915 code for a protein of 304 amino acids. The transcript is spliced from 6 exons. Gene Ontology annotation, molecular function: protein binding. Gene Ontology annotation, biological process: neurogenesis; nervous system development. The record is from RefSeq and is a predicted model, not a curated record.